Amphibalanus amphitrite is the source of this 2911-nucleotide messenger RNA. RefSeq names its product von Willebrand factor A domain-containing protein 7-like. Bases 98 to 2911 code for a protein of 937 amino acids. The record is from RefSeq and is a predicted model, not a curated record. NCBI's taxonomy places the organism in Eukaryota, Metazoa, Arthropoda, Thecostraca, Balanomorpha, Balanidae. The transcript has 14 exons.
AGGUGCUGAGGUCUAGCGGCCACCUAUCGUGCGCAGUGUCGAUCAGAGUCGCGAGUCGAUCACACCGUCAGCUUAGUGAUUCUCUCUAAGUGGAGACAUGGCCAGACUGUUCAGCGCUCUGCUGGCACUGCUAGCGCUGGCACCCAUCACCCAAUCAUUUCUGCCGAGUCCCAUUCCGCCCAGUCUGGCCGGCACAGAGCGUCUGCAGUGUCUUCUGCGUGCAGCAGUCGAUCUCACCUGGACCCAUCGCAACAUCACAGAGGAGGCCGUAAAACGAGCCGCAGUGCGACGCUUCCGAGCUCUGGCCAAUGACAGGCGCGUCAACUACGGGCCUGACGAGCUAGACACUGUAGCCAACGUGUUCAUCAAGUUCCACGGCUUCAACGCGACCGGAGCCGGCAUCGCGUUUGCGAUGGUGGCUCAGCAGCUUGCGGACGAGGUGGCCCGGGUGGACAGCGGGCCGGCCGGAGUCGACCCCAGGUACCAUUUCGACGCCGAGCGGCUGGCGGAGGCACAGAAGCUGCUCCAGGUGCGUCAUCAGCAGCUGGUGACGUCACUGGUGGCCGGCGGCCGGGCCGGCAGCGCGCUGCGUCUGCUGGCCCUCCAGCUGGCCGCCAUCCAGGACUUCUACAGCCACUCCAGCUGGAUCGACCUGGAGAAGAACGAGAUCAACUAUGCGCUCGGAAUGCCGGGCCAGGAGGUGGGCGCCGUUGCCGGUCCGGGAGACUCGGUAUGCUCCGACUGUGACUCUGCCGACGGCUCGUGCUACAAUAACGUGCUGCGUCAAGGUCGACUGACGUCUGGGUACCUCUCGGGGCAGUAUAUCAGCGGUGUCACCGUCAGCAAACCGGCCAACAGCGGCAAGUGCAGUCAUGGCGGAGUGACGGACCGGAGCCGAGCACUGCCCGCCGUCGGAGGCAUCAGCAAGGACUCGAUGGCUCCCUGCUUCUCGCCGCAUCACUACUCACACAGCCGGGCGGCAGAGUUUGCUGUUCAGGCCUCAGAGCGGUACAUCUCCGCCGUCCUGGCCGCCACCGGUGAGCAGCGGGCCGACUGGUUGCUGCGCCUCUCACCCCGCCAGUGCCUGGUGCUGGUGCUGGACACCUCUCAGUCGAUGGAGCUGACUGUGGCGGCGCUGCGCCAGCGCACGGCGCGGCUGGCGCAGCUCGAGCCCCGGCUCCGGCCCGGCUGCUUCGUGCUCGUUCCGUUCAGCGGUGCCGGCGUGGGUCCGGUGCAGGUCACUGCCAGCGUUGCAGAGUUCCAGAGCCAGCUCGACUCUCUGCCCCUGGUGCCGGGUGACAGUCGCCGGCUGGGAGUCUCUGCUCUGCUCUCUGCCGUGGACACUGCGCCUGCCGGGAGCGACAUCUACCUGCUGACGGACCGGGCUCCCACCGACACCGCCUUUCACCUACACCUGCUGCAACUGGCGGCCGACGCCGCGGCCAGGGUGAACCUGAUUCUCAUCAGCAGCGCCCGGGGUGUGUUCGGCGCCUCCGCCGCCGGUAGGGGUCCGUUCGGAACGGCUGUCGGUCCAGCGCAGAUCGGUCCCCUGACCGGCCCGGAGCCCAUCUCCGCACCUGCCGACGGUCUGACGCCGCAACAGCGAGGGCGGUAUGAGGCACAGCUGUACCCCAUAGAGGUGUACAAGAAUGUUUCGAAGGCGACCGGCGGAUUGUUGCUCGAGGUUGGGGCGAAUCAGGUGGCCGAGGCACUGCAGAUUUUGGACCUGGCCGCCAACAACUCAAAGUCCACAAUUUUCAACCGGUACGACAUCGGCUUUCCGUCAUUCAGCUCCACUUUCGGCAUCGACCAGACCGUGUCCCAGCUGGAGGUCACGGUGACCGGGUCGGUGACCUCGGGUCAGCUGGUGUCCCCGCGGGGCCGGCGAUUCGACCUCAGGUCACCACAGGUGGACGAUGACGCUCGGCCGGACGCGCGGAGAGUCAGGACGGCAGUGAGCUCGUCCAGCGUCACCGUCCUUCAGUUGGACGAUCCGGUGGGGGGAGACUGGAGGCUGGAUCUGACCAGUCCGGACUUUUACUACCCGGCUAAUGUGGCAGUCAGGGCCAUCACCAACCUGGACAUCCGGUGUUCGGUCGUGUAUCUGGCCGACCAGGGGGUCACCCACCCGGGAAUGCAGGUGGUGCGCGGAAAACUGGUCACAGGAGCGCAAGGCGGACCGCUGCCGCACCUGCUGCUGCAGCUUAUCAGCACAGACGAGCAGCCGUUCCGCUCUGUUGAUGAGGUCCUGGUGACUGACCUGACCGGGAAGGUGGUGGGUCAGCUCCGGUACGACACGGGUCCCCUCUGGGACGCCUACCUGCCGCUGGAGCCGCGAUUCAUCGCCCGGCCGGCAAAUAUACGGGUAAUCGGCACCGCUCGGGACGGCAGCCGGUGGGUACGGGAGGCCCCGCUGAGGACCACCCUGUCCUCUGUCCGUGUGGAGCCGGUCAGACCCGAGGCCAGUCCGGCCCGUUCCGGUCAGAGCGGCGACCUACAGUUCCAGGUCACCAACGAGGGACGCUAUCAACACACCUUCAGCCUGCAGGCUACGGACGACCUGGGCUACUUCCAGUCGCUGAGUCAGCUCACUGUGACUCUCGCACCGCGUCAGAGUCGCACGGUGACCCUACGCUACUACGUGCCGCCCUCAGCUCGUGCCGGGGACUCGGCCACCGUCCUCGUCUCGGCCCUGACGGAGAACAGGGAGGACGGCGCUGCCGCCCACCAGACCGUCACCGUGCUGGCUCAGGAGGAGGAUGUCUCGGCCCCGACGUGCACAGUCCUGCCGGGAGCCGACGUAGACUGCGGCGACUAUCUCUCCGAGGACGACUGCGACGACCGGUUCUGGACCGUGGACUUCGAGGUCUCCGACACAGGAUCAGCGUAUUUAACUGCUGCCAACGGGUAG